Messenger RNA from Rotaria sp. Silwood2, 1497 nucleotides. The record is from the annotation of a GenBank genome assembly. NCBI's taxonomy places the organism in Eukaryota, Metazoa, Rotifera, Eurotatoria, Philodinida, Philodinidae.
AUGUCACUAAUUCUUUUAAUGAUUCUAUUAUUUCGUAAAACAUGUCCAUUGAUAUUUCGUGCGUCAAUUAUUCGUAUAACAGCAGCAUCAAUUCAUUCACAACAACAACAACAAAGACAUCAUAAGUCACCAUUUCAUCGUCCAAAAAAUAUCUAUGAUAUUAUUCCAAAAUCAAUACAGCCAUAUGUUCGUUUAAGUCGUAUUGAUAAACCUAUUGGUUCAUGGUUAUUAUUUUUACCAGGUGCAUGGAGUAUUGCAUUUGCUGGUACAACAUUACAUAAUUGUAUGUUAAUGGGUUUAUUUGGUAUUGGAACAAUUUUAAUGAGAGGUGCUGGUUGUACAAUAAAUGAUCUUUGGGAUAGAGAAUUUGAUCAACGUGUUGAAAGAACAAAAUCAAGGCCAAUAGCUAGUGGUGAAAUAACAAUAAAACAAGGAUUAAUAUGGACAGGUAUACAAUUAAUAUUAGGGUUUUUUAUAUUAAUACAAUUAAAUAUGCCAUCAAUUGCUCUUGGAAUAAUUUCAUUAAUACCUGUUGUUACUUAUCCUUUAAUGAAACGAUAUACAUAUUGGCCACAAUUUUUUCUUGGAAUAACAUUUAAUUGGGGUGCACUGAUGGGUUUUACAGCAGCAACAGGAAUCAUAUUUCCAUCUAUUAUAUUACCAUUAUAUUUUGCUGGUAUUGCUUGGACACUUCAUUAUGAUACAAUUUAUGCACAUCAAGAUAAAACAGAUGAUUUACUUGUUGGUGUAAAAUCAACAGCUCUACUUCUUAAAAAUGAUACAAAGUUAUGGUUAAGAGCUUUUUCUAUUGGAAUGAUUUCACAUUUAAUUACAGCUGGUUUAAGCGUUGAUCAAACAUGGCCAUAUUAUUUAGGUUUAAUUGCUGUUGGUUAUCAUCUUCAUCAACAAAUUGAAAAAGUUAAUUUGAAUAAGACUGAAUCUUGUUGGAAUACAUUUGCAUCAAAUCGUAUUACUGGUUUGAUAAUGAAUUUAUUAAAAUCUAUUGUACAACCAUCACGAAUCAAUUUAUUUUCUAUUCCUCAAAGAACUUUAUUUGAUAUUCAAAACGUAUGGGGCCGUACAAGUGUCGAUACACAAAAACCAAUUGAUUCCAGUCCUAUUGCUGAAAUUCCACGACAAGAUGAAUCGAUCGGUUUUUUAUCGGGUGUACCCAGAGAUAUGUUUAAAGAACGACGUUGUCGUAUAUUUGUAUCUGCUCGUAAUGCUAUGCAAUCAGGAACAAAUAAUACAAAGAAAUGGAAAGUUGAAUGGGAUACAAAAGAACGUUGGGAAAAUCCAUUAAUGGGUUGGGCAUCAUCUUCUGAUCCUCAUUCAUCAGUUAUGGUCGAAUUUGCUAGCAAAGAAGAUGCUAUAAUUUAUUGUGAACGUAUGGGUUAUAAAUAUGAAGUUGCUGAAUCAACUCCAACUCCUCAUUUCAAGAAGACAUAUGGCGCAAAUUUUUCAUGGAAUAAAAAAACACGUGUGGCAACCAAAUAG